This is a messenger RNA of Andrographis paniculata, 2334 nucleotides long. RefSeq lists its product as uncharacterized. The transcript has 6 exons. The coding region runs from base 448 to 1908 and encodes 486 amino acids. Gene Ontology annotation, biological process: regulation of cyclin-dependent protein serine/threonine kinase activity. Lineage: Eukaryota; Viridiplantae; Streptophyta; Magnoliopsida; Lamiales; Acanthaceae. Gene Ontology annotation, molecular function: protein kinase binding. The record is from RefSeq and is a predicted model, not a curated record.
CAGUAUUAAUUCAAAUAAUGGAGGGAGGGUUUGGGUGGAUGGAUCCGACGGACAGUGAAAACUCAUUUCAAGUCACGCCGGUCAAUAGAUUCGAUAUCGACGGUCAGGGUCAGGGUCAGGGUCAGGCUGGCCUGAGCAGAGAGUAUGUGUGUUGACUCACGCUACACACAUGACAGCCUGCGACCGACUGUGGCUGCAUUGACAUUGCCGCUCGUUUACCCCAUUCAAUCCAAUUCAAUUCAAUCCAAUUCUUACUUCUUCGUAAGAUCACUAUCACCAUCAUCAUCUCUCUCUCUCUCUCGUGUUUGAUUUACGGCGUCCCUCCGGUGGACUAAUAAACAACUCACGACCAAAGUUAGGGUAAAAACAUUUCUCAAUCUCUCAUACUUCUCCACCGCCGUUUCAAAGUUUUCUUAUUUCCUCUCAACCAGAAACCAGACUACGAGUAUGCGCGGUAAACAAAAUGCUGGGAGGGGCAGUGCCUGUGCUCCACAGGAGAAAUCCUCCUCUGUUACAGAGCCACCAGCUGCAGAAAAGCAAUCACAUUUACAUGUUAGUGGCAUGCAUUCAGUGGAAGCUACAUCAGCGGGACCUGAUACCCCACUGGAUUGCAAUGGUUCGCCAGAAGCUAAGGAAACUAAUGGGGCUAAGAGAACAGUUGUUAGACGAUCUGAACGACUUAAAAGUCCUCAAUCUGGUGGAGUGAAAGCGGUAAUGCCUGUUGUAAGCCAUACUUUUUCUGAAACUGAUAAGGGAAAAGCACCUCACUCUCAGCAAGUUAGUACCUACCCAAUCUUGAAUGUUAAAAACCUGGGAUCGGAACCACAGAUUCAACAAGACAAUACAGUUCCAGACAUGAGUUCUCCAAUCUUCAUGGAAAAGAUUGACUAUCUUGUUCAAUCAGUUGAUGAAUUUAAAUCUCAGGGAUUUGAACGAGCUCCUAGAAACCCGGACAAUGAUUGUGCAGCCGACCUAAACUACAAGACCUUGUACUUGGACUCACAAAAGAAGAUUGAUGCUUUGGUAAAGGAAAACAUUGAGCUAGUCAAGAAGUUGGAAUAUGCUCGCGGAAAAGUUGCUGCACAUAAGCAUAACAGCUCCCAACUUGUACUUGUUUCUAGGCCCCCAAUUUCGGCAUUUGAGCUGCUGCUGCUUGAAUUGAAUGCCAGAAAAGGGGGGUGCUCAUCAGAAAUGGGAUCCUUGCCGCUUGAUGUUGAGAAAGAGAUCCUAGGCCCGCUUGAUUGCGUUACAUUGGGCACAGGCACAAGCAAUGAUGGCUGCUGCUACUACGACAUAGGAAUUGGAGUGGGAGUAGGAAAGCCCUUGGUUCUGUCCCUUGUUUCGACAUUUCUUGAGAAGGCUGUUGAGGAAAACGAGAGGAGGAGGAUGAAGGAGGAGGAGGAGGAGGAGGAGGGUGCAGCAGUGAGUGCAUUCCAGGGGUCGACGGCUCCUUGUCUGAGCAUCGAGCAGUACAUGGAGCGGAUUUACAAGUACUCGUGUUGCAGCCCUUGCUGUUUUGUGAUGGCACAGAUAUAUGUGGACAGGUUCCUUCAGCACACCAACCUGGUCUUGACUUCCCUCAACGUGCACCGCCUCCUCAUCACUGCGGUCAUGCUGGCUGCCAAGUUUAUGGACGAUGCGUUCUUCAACAACGCCUACUACGCAAGAGUGGGAGGCGUGAGCACGAGGGAACUCAACAAUCUAGAAAUGAAGUUCCUGUUCAGUAUGGAUUUCAGAUUGCUUGUUAGCGUGCAGACCUUCAAGAAAUACUGUUGGCUGCUCAAGAGGCAACAAGCAUCUGCAUCUGCCCUCCUCACUGGACGCCCUCCAAUCCCAAUCACUACCACCUAUACUUAUAAAGACAAUGAUGAUGAUGAUGAUUCCGUGUGUUGCUCCAUCUCCAGAUGACACACCCCCACACACCAUUAUUUAUUUAUCUGUCAAUUCAUCUACGCAAGAACACGUGUGGAUCUAUUUCUGUAGUAUGUAUAUUUCAGAGCCAAAUGCCAUAGAAGAUGCUACUACUGUCAGGAAUCAGGAUGGAUGGAUGAAUAUGCCUGCCUGCCUGCCUGCCAAAUAGGUUUCUUCUUCAGGGCAGGGCAGUUGGCCUGUUUUGAUGAUGAUGAUGUUGUUGUUUGAUGAUUUGUGUGUAGUUUAGUAGUCACUAGUGUAGGGUAGGGUAGUGUAGUGGAAUGUAGUUUGGGCUCAGUGUUAUGCCCUUAUUCUUUCAUUUGCAUUAUUAUUUCCAACAUAUACAUCACACAUUGAUUGAUUGUAAUCAUUGUAUCAGUUUCCAUUUCUUUGUUUGAGCGGGACCGGACUUCGGAGGUUGAA